This is a messenger RNA of Durotheca rogersii, 1199 nucleotides long. Its product is annotated as TRAM/LAG1/CLN8 homology domain-containing protein. NCBI's taxonomy places the organism in Eukaryota, Fungi, Ascomycota, Sordariomycetes, Xylariales, Xylariaceae. Bases 196 to 918 code for a protein of 240 amino acids. Gene Ontology annotation, biological process: ceramide biosynthetic process. Gene Ontology annotation, molecular function: sphingosine N-acyltransferase activity. The transcript is spliced from 2 exons. The record is from RefSeq and is a predicted model, not a curated record. Gene Ontology annotation, cellular component: membrane.
UCCCCCUAUCCAGCAUCGCCCGAACCGGGGCGCAGAAAUAGAGCCGGCGCUGCUGCUGCUGCUUCUACGAUUCUUCCCGGGGCCUCUCGUAUCUGCACGCGCGCGUCUUAGCUCUGUCCGCGCUCGGUGCUGGGGCCGCUGGCGCGCUCGUGCGGCAUCCGGGCGGCGGGCAAGCAGGCGCGCUUCGCGGAGCAGAUGUACGUGGCCGUGUACGUCGCGGCCGUGGGGCCGCUGGGCCUGUACUGCAUGCGCCAGACGCCGGUGUGGUACUUCGACACGCGCGCCAUGUACGAGGCCUUCCCGCACACGGCGCACCCGGCCGCGCUCAAGUUCUACUACCUGUUCCAGGCCGCCUUCUGGGCCCACCAGGCCCUCGUCAUGCUGCUCGGCAUCGAGAGCCGGCGCAGGGACUUCAGGGAGCUCGUCCUCCACCACGUCGUCACCAUCGCCCUCAUCGCCCUCAGCUACCGCUUCCAUUUCACCUACAUAGGCUUCGCCGUCUACAUCACCCACGACAUCAGCGACUUCUUCCUCGCCAUAUCCAAGUCUCUCAACUACGUCGGCAGCCGGCUCCAGGGCCCGUCCUUCGCCCUGUGCAUCGUCAUGUGGACGUACCUGCGGCACUACCUGAACCUGCGGAUCCUCUACUCGGUCCUCACCGAGUUCGGCACCGUCGGCCCCUACGAGUUCGACUGGGAGAAGGAGCAGUUCAAGUCUCCGCUCUCCCAAGCCGUCACCUUCUCGCUGCUCGCCGCGCUCCAGGCCCUCAACUUGUUCUGGCUGUACUGCCUGCUGCGCAGCGCGUACCGCUUCAUCGUCCUCGGCGUCGCCAAGGACGACCGGUCCGAAGACGAGGCCGAGGUUGGGGAUGCCCCUCCCCUAGACCCCGCGGUCGAGAACAAGGGACGAUCGCCUUAGACCCUCGGUAAGACGCAUAUUGCACCCCGGAUCCGCCGGUGGCUGUAUAUAAAACAAACCGCACAUAUUUUCACGGCUACUCGCGCACACGAUGGCGAGAGCAUGGAGCCUAGUCGGUAUGGCUAAAGUCUCCUCCCUUCGAGACCUCGACACGCUUUCGAGCAGUCGAUCAUUCGGGAAAGACGGCCCUUGUCGAGGGAGCCAGCGCAAGCUAAGUAAGGGGUGAUUUACAGAGAUCCCCAGAUGGUGAGGGACGACUCAUUAGACGGACGCGGACAGAU